UCCAAAAAAAUUUAAAAUCACAGUAAUACUAAUAAGGAAACAAAACCCUAUCUUAGUUUUGAAUCAUCAAUUUCUCAGAAGAAAAAAAAGAAUGUCGAAAUCGAAUCACCAAGAAGACCUGGAUCUCCUUCUUUCACUUCCAGAUAGGGUUUUGGAAACCCCUCCAGCUUCUCCUUCAUCUCGUUUCCCAGAUUAUUUGUCAGAUGAUGGAUCGCCAAAGCGAAUGGGGGAGGCAGAUAUGUCUGUGUUUAGGGAUGCUGUUCAGGAUUGUCUUGAUUAUGAUACUGAAAUUGCCAAAAAAGCUGCCAAAUCAAAGCAUACAAAGGGGUCAAGUGAUGCAGAAGUUGAAAAAUUUUCGGGUUUGCGAAUUAGAAAUCAAGUAGUUUCACCUGUUGAACUGAGCAACCAUUUUGCUGAUAUUAGGUUCAUCCGGUUAUCCGCAAUAAGGAAUUCGCUUCUUGGCGACACCCUUUCUGGUUGUUGGGCGACCGUUGGUGUUUUAACUGAGAAGGGGCAACCAAGAACAAGUUCAACAGGGAAGGCAUAUGCAAUCUGGAAAAUUGGAUCUUUGGAUGAAAAAACUCUCUCUCUUUUUGUUUUUGGUGAUGCUUAUCAGAAGAACUGCAAUGAAAAGGCCGGUGCAGUUUUUGCGCUGUUUAAUUGCAGCGUACGCAAGGACAAAUCGGAACAUGGAUUUUCAUUGAGUCUUUAUUCAUCCAGUCACAUUUUAAAGAUAGGCACAUCUGUGGAUUAUGGAGUUUGCAAGGGGAAAAGGAAAGAUGGGAUGGCUUGCACUGUAAUCAUUAAUAAGCGGCGUGGAACAUAUUGCAGCUACCAUAAGCAGAAAACAUCUGAGAAAUACUCCUCCAGCAUGAGGGCUGAACUCAAAGGCGGGAACCUUAGAACGGGUUUCAGAGAUCAUCUCAAGUCUGAAGGAAUUUACGUGGUUAAUCCUUUAGCUGACAAGACAAACUUCACAAAGUCUAAAGCACCAUUGAAGUUACUGUCUGUAGAUGGAUUGAAAAAGGCAUUAAGCAAUGCAGGGAAAGUGACUACCAAUGUACAUUCUCAAGGAAUAAGGUUCCUCAGUCAAGUUACAGGAAAAUUGGACUCAAACAAUACCAAAGAAUCUAUUACUGGUCGAGAUCAAACAAGAAAUAUGACAACAAACGAAAGGGCAUCCUCCACCAAGAGAAAGAAUCCAAGUGAAACAAGACCAAGUCACAGUUGUGAUCAAAAGAAGCCAAAAAUGGGGCAACAAAAUUCAGGACAAAAACCUCAACAGGUUAAAGAAAAAAUGAUAGAACUAGACCUUGUCAGUUCAGAUGAUGAAUUUUAGAUUUAUAAUCAUCUCAUGUAAUGUAUUCGUAUUUCUUAGCUUGUUGUAGAACUUUUUUUAAAAUGGAAAAAAAGAACUUUUAAUCUUA
Solanum pennellii is the source of this 1427-nucleotide messenger RNA. RefSeq names its product protein MCM10 homolog. The record is from RefSeq and is a predicted model, not a curated record. Gene Ontology annotation, cellular component: nucleus; replication fork protection complex. Gene Ontology annotation, molecular function: DNA replication origin binding; single-stranded DNA binding. Gene Ontology annotation, biological process: DNA replication initiation; DNA replication. NCBI's taxonomy places the organism in Eukaryota, Viridiplantae, Streptophyta, Magnoliopsida, Solanales, Solanaceae. The transcript has 11 exons. Bases 92 to 1339 code for a protein of 415 amino acids.